Racocetra persica is the source of this 1449-nucleotide messenger RNA. The record is from the annotation of a GenBank genome assembly. Lineage: Eukaryota; Fungi; Glomeromycota; Glomeromycetes; Diversisporales; Gigasporaceae.
UCCCUAGUGGUUCACUAACCAUUUUGCGCUGUAUCACUCAAGGGGAAAUAGCCACCAGAAUUAAUGAGGAAGUUCAAGAAGAAGAUGUGAUUGAAGUGCGGGGCUACUUAAGAAACGAAAAAGAUAGCCGUCAAAUAUUAGUGCGAGCGACGGAAUUUACUAAACUCGAUAUAAGUUUUUCGAAAAUUGAUCUCGAAAAUUCUAACCAGGUUCGAUUGCUUGGCAAAGUGCUUAGUGAUUUGGAACCCCUGGAAAAAAAACGCAAUCCGGAAGUGCUAUCCUUUAAAUUGGCAGUCCCCCGCGAAGGAGUUAAAUCACCUCUUUUCUUUUGCCGAAUUAAUGAGAAAGAAUUAGUGAGUGAGUUUUGUGAAAAAUUACAAAAAAAUGAUGUCAUUCUCUUAGAAGGGUUUUUACAAACCCAAAAAAUAGUGCAGGAGGAAGAAGGAGAGAAAAAAAUUAUCCGUGUUUCCUCGAUUAUCUGCUCUGGAUUUACUCUCCUUGACAGUGAUUUGCCAAAGUCUAAAAUCAUGAAAAAACGAGAAAAAGUUAUCCUCUUACAGAAAAAAGUCCGCUUGGCUAAUGAAAGGAAUCUUGCCUGGUUAGAACAAAAGCAAGUUCAGCAAACCCAAUCCGAUUCACUAUUAGAAGCCGAAGCCCAAAGAAUAUAUGACAAGAUUAAUAAUCUUUCCUUUGAUUUUACUUUGAAAAAAGAUGAAAAAGGCAAACCAUUUGGUUCAGUGGGAUUUAAGGAGAUUUUAACAGCCUUAGAAAAAGUUGGUUUUUCAGGUCAAAAGAAUCAAUUAUUAGAUUUUCAUCCUCUUAAUAAAUUAGGAGAAAAUAUAAUAAAAGUAAAGUUAAAUAGUAUCAUGUCCAAAAUCGCUAAACGCAUUAUUUUAAUCCCUGAAAAAGUAAAAAUUAAUUUCGGAAAAGGAACCAUUUCAACCGAAGGUCCAUUAGGUCAGGGCGAGGAAUUGGUUGUCCCCUCUAAUUUAGAAAUUACUCAACAAAAAAACGAGUUAACCACUAAGUCUGAUAAUUCGGCUCUGGCUGGCACUUAUAACGCUUUAAUCUCUAACAUGAUAAAAGGAGUAGUAGAAGGCCACGAAAGAGUGGUGGAAGUAAAAGGGGUCGGAUAUAAAGUAUCUUCGCAAGGAGGAAAAUUAGAAUUUUCUUUGGGAAAAUCGCAUCUUAUUUACAUGGAUAUUUCACCAGAGUUGACGGCAAAGGUAGAAGGAAAUAAAGUAAUAAUUAAAGUAAUUACUGUCUAUAUUCCCGGUGAAAAGCACAAUCUUCAAGAAUAUUCCUCGGUGCUAAUUAGUGGAGGUGGUGCCCAAGAUUUACCUGGGGUGCAAUACCAUAUAAUUCGAGGCUAUGGCGAUGCGGAGGGAGUCAAAGAAAGAAAACAAGGCCGCUCUCUCUAUGGAGCCAAGAGAGCAAAAGAAACAAAAG